Molecule: messenger RNA, 5203 nt
Organism: Gopherus flavomarginatus (Mexican gopher tortoise)
Lineage: Eukaryota; Metazoa; Chordata; Testudines; Testudinidae
Product: olfactory receptor 49-like
Exons: 2
Coding region: 2315-3244 (309 amino acids)
Biological process (GO): G protein-coupled receptor signaling pathway
Cellular component (GO): membrane
Molecular function (GO): olfactory receptor activity; G protein-coupled receptor activity
Source: RefSeq, a predicted model, not a curated record
GCUCAGGUAUUCUGCCGGUGAUUUGAGUCAACACAGACCAUCAGGAGAAGAAGAGGAAGAGAGAGAGGAAGAAGAAGAAGAUCUGAAUGUUUUAAUAUAAUCUCCUCAGUUUGGUUUUCAGUAGAGAUGGACUCAGGAAGCAAAAUCCAGAUCCUGGUUUCCCCAGAAUUCGAACUGGAGAUUUUAAUUAAUCCCCUUAACAUGGAGGGACAGCAAUGUCUCCAAGGUUGCACUGAGACAUGGAGUUGAGUGGGGAUUGUUGAGAUAAGCUAGCUGCCAUGGUUCAAUAUUAAACUUGUUCUCACCUCCCCAAAGGGACACAGAUCUGAGGUUUUCAUGGAGAGAGGGCCUGCAAGCAUGUUUCAAUCUGGAAUUGAGGAGGUUCAAAACCAAGCAAAUGUUUUGACAUGUUCCAGGAAUCAGGACAUUGGGUUCUGGCUGAUCUGCUGACGUAAAGUAGCCAGAAAACACCUAAAUCAAUUCCACACUUAAUUUCUAUAACUAGAGUGGAACAGUCAGAAUAUACCAGUGAGACUUGCCCAUGGUCCUAGAAACCAAACUCGGCUAAGAUAUUCAUGAGGAACUAGUGAUUUGGGGAUCCCAACCUUAAAUACCUUAAAAGUGCUUGAUUUCCAGAGGCCAAGUCCCCAGAACUUUCAGAAAAUCCAGUAUCUAUCUAUCACAUUUACACAAAUGCAUGUUUAUUUCAGAAGUGCUCCACAGAGGUCCAGCUUUUUAUAGAUAUAAAUUGCCCCUUAAAUGAAUUACUCAGCUUAAUCUGAGGAAUAUCUGCAUCAGAACUCUUGCAGCCUUCAUCAGCCCCUUCUUCUUUCUUCAUUACAAAGAAAGUUUGGAGAGUUUGCGGGCUGGAGAAAAUCACUCUUGGCAAGUUAAAUUUUACCAUGCCAGAAGCCAAUUCUACACUUAAUGAGCCCCAAGAGGUCCACUUUACAGUCUCAACUUCCUGAGAAGUUAGCUGUUUUCAUUUCAUUUAGAACAAUCAUUUCUCCAUGAGAUGUACUAGCUGAUAUAUAUCCUCCAGUGUUCCAGGUGUUUUUCUUUUCUGGGACAGAAUAAGGAGCAAGCUGAAUAAAGUCAGCUACUGAAAAUAUUCCCAGUUUAUUUUGUUAAGAGUUUUAGUGAGAUGCCUGUUUCUGAACAAUAUUUGAAGAUGAGUCUCCCACCAGCAAGGAUUCCUAGGUUAUCAGUUUAUUUAUUUAUUUAUUUUGUGUGUGUGUGAAAUAGAUCAUUUUAUUUAAUGUAUCUAUUUAUUUUAUGUGUGUGUUUGUGGUGUGUGUGUGUGAAAUAGAUCAUAGGUUUUUUAGCAGGUAGGACUUGUGUUUGGAAAAUAUAUCUCAGUUAGAGUGUGCAUAUGUUCAAAGCUAAAUUAUCAAUAAUAAUAUGUUCCACGUGUUACAUUGUGAUUUCCCUUUUAUAUAUUAGAUUGUUGUUAGGAAUGUAGGAUGACAGAUUAUUUCCUCAGUUAUCCGUCGACAUCUGAAAGUGAUGAGAACAUGAAUGGUACCAUCACUGAAUCUGUCUUUGUACCUCUCUAUGCACAUCUAUCUAUCUAUCUAUCUAUCUAUCUAUCUAUCUAUCUAACAGCAAUGGUACAUUUUUAUUAUACCAGAUGAUGGAACCUGACCUGGUCAUUCCUAUGGAAAUAUCUACUCUUUUAAAAUUAAGGGAAAAAAUAUACACUCAUCAUCUUACAGACAUGCUCAUUGUACAUCUUUGGAAGGUCCUGGCUGAGGGAAUGUCAGCCAUGGCUGGGAAGAAGAAUGACUGAUGAGAGAAACCAUAUUGAACACAGCUUGUACCUUGCUAGAUUAAGUUUUAGACUUUUAGAUGCAUGUUUUCACUUUUAUUUACUGGUAACCCUUUCUAACUUUAUCUCUUAUUCUUGAAUUCACUUAAAAUUCCAUCUUCCUUUGUUGACGAACUUGAUUCACUGUUACUAUAAACCAACUCAGAGCCGUGUUUAAAUAGAAGGGUGCAUUUACCCCAGUUAUGUUAAUAAGCUGUGAUGUGCUUUUGUGUCUUUAGUGGAACAAACACACCUUAUUAUUUCUCCAAAUGGCUCAGGAGGGCCGGGCACUUCAGGGCAUGUGAUUCUGGGAAAAUUCAGGCCUGAGGUCACGUCGCCGGGUGUAAUCGUGGUUGGUGGAAGCUGCAGUGGGGCUGUAACUAGGGAGGUCUAAGCGCAGACACUCGUGGUGUGACCUACAUACUGAUAGGCUGGUUGUGAGCAUCCCAGGCUGGGAGCUACAGCAGCAAAUCAUCGUGAGGCAUCCAGGUGGCAGGGCAACAAGGUAUGGUGCUGGCCAACCAGAGCACCGUGAAAGAAUUUGUCCUGCUGGGGUUCCCUCACCUGCAUCACCUGGGCUUCCUGCUCUUCCUGGUGCACCUGAUGAUUUACCUCCUGACGCUUGCUGGGAAUGUGGUGGUCAUUGCCAUCACCUGGGCUGACCACCGCCUCCACACCCCCAUGUACUUCUUCCUCAGGAGCUUCUCCUUCCUUGAGAUCUGUUUCACCAGCGUCAUUGUCCCCAAGAUGCUGGCCAAUUUCGUGUCAGAGGACAAGACCAUCUCCUUCGCCGGCUGCAUCGCCCAGGCUUUCUUCUACCUCUCCCUGGGAGUCUCUGAGUUCCUUCUCUUGGCAGCUAUGUCUGUGGACCGCUACGUGGCCAUUUGUUACCCGCUGCGCUACAUGGCCAUCAUGAAUGGCAGAGUCUGCACCUUCAUGGUGCUUACAUCUUGGUUUGGUGGCUUCUUCUUCAUUAUUGGCCUCAUCAUGUUGAUCUCUCGGCUCUCCUUCUGCGGCCCCAACGUCCUCAACCAUUUCUUCUGUGACCUGGGGCCCCUUGUCAGCCUCUCCUGCUCCAACACACACCUGGUGGAAUCAAUGGACUUCCUGGUAGCAGCUGUUGUUUUGCUGGGUUCUUUGGCCAUCACUGUGCUCUCCUAUUCCUACAUUGUUGCUACCGUCAUCCGCAUCCCCUCAGCCAAAGAGCGACGUAAGGCCUUCUCCACCUGCUCCUCGCACAUCAUCGUCCUGAGCAUCUUCUAUGGCAGCUGCAUCUUCAUGUAUGUCCGUCCGAAGCAGCGUGAUGGACUGGAUAUCACCAAAGGGGUGGCCAUCGUCAACACAGUCAUCACUCCCAUGCUCAAUCCCUUCAUCUACUCGCUGAGGAACAAACAGGUCAUACAGGUCUUGAAGGACACUCUGUGCUGGAAAAAAUAGAUAGUGCUGCAUAUGAGGAAAAUAAUGAUUCUGGAGGGUUGGAAGGGGGGUUAAUUAAUACACUAAAAUGUACUCAAAGUCUUUGAGAUGCAUGGGAGAUUAGGGAAGUGCUUAAUUAAUAAACUGAAAUGUGCUCCAGUUUUUGAUAUGCACUGGAUUCCAGGGAGGACUUAAUUAAUACACCGAAGUUCAGCCAGAAUUUCUGGAUGUAUCUGAGGGUAGUCAUGGCUUCCAACUCCCAGCCAAGUUAGAGAAAGUUGGAGGAACAGGUCUACAGCAGGUGCCCACAAAUUCAGCUUGAAUUCUUCUGAAGGAUUAGGGGUGCUUCCCUUUGCUAUAAUGCAGCCUGCUCUUGGUCCUUGCCUUCCACCUGGUCAGCUCUGCUCCACUGGUCACUGGUGAAGAAUAAGAUAGAGCCACCAAGAAGCCCUCAACACCUGCACCCAACCCUGCAUCUUCAUUUGAGAUGGCCUGGGUGACCACCAGAGAUUGCAUAGCUCUGAUCCCGUGCAACCCAGCGCACCAUUCAAUUGGUGCUAAUGGGUGAAGGAAAAACAACUCACUAAUGAAAUAUGUGGAAUCUUUAACCUUGUUUUUUAUCCUGCUUUUGCUAAUAUAGUCCAGGUGUCCAGAACAUAAGAAUGGGAAUAAUGGGUUAGACUACAGGUCCAUCUAGCCCAGUAUCCUGUCUUCCAAUAGCAGCCAAUGCCAGGUGCUUCAGAGGGAAUGAACAGAACAGGUAAUCAUCAAGUUAAAAGAUCCCUCAACUAAUGCAAGUGUUUACAGAAGUAUGUUAUAAAGAAAACUGGGUGAUUAAUGAGGGAUAUUUGUUAUUGCAGAUGAGUUCUGUUGUUACCCAGGGUUCUUUCAACCCAAAGCUCUUGGUAACUUUACUCUGUGUGAGGAGGUGUCAGGAAAUAAAUCAGGGGAGACACGGCCGUCCGACUGAUAGAUGGCUGGCACAAACAGGACAAAACAAGAGUGCUUUCACUUAAAGCUAAACUUUACUAGUCUCAAGCACUUACACACGUCUGCAGCAAGUUAGUAAAACACCCCCAACCCUUGAUAAUUACCAAAGCUGAGUGUGGCUUUCGUGUGACACAGCGGCAGCCCGUCUGCCGCUGGAGAACACAAGAUGCAUCCAGAGAGAGAGGCCAGUCCCGAAACGAGUCCCACCUGUCUCAAGCUUUUCCCCCUUAUUUAUACAUUAGUAAUUAAAGAAACCUUGUUAAGUAAGCAGUUUCAAGCAAGUGGUUCCUUCUGAUUAUCUAUUAACCAGGUGUGGGUCUUUCCAGAACUUGCAGCCUUGAGACCUCAAUAGACAUUCUUGAGGGUACAUCCUGCUCUUUUCAAAUGCAUGUAUCAGCAAUUUUAAUACAAUUCUUAUCAGGGAGGACGUGGGAUCAAGCUGCCCUUUCGGUGGCACCCUAAAUCCCCCUCCCCUCCUGCCUUGGUCAAGCUGAGACUUGCUUUUAACAGCUUGCUGACUAGGCUGUCUUUAGCAAUAACCAAAAUAGCGGUUUCAGGCACUUUACUGGUUUGCCAAAGUCUCCCCGUACACUGUCAUGGAGGAAAUAAUGAUCCAUUGAAAGAUGUUUUAACUAAUUGAGAACUGUGAGUUGUCACAAUGUUUGUGAUAAUGACUGGGUUAGAGAUUCCUUUCCACUCACCAGUCAGCUAAACUGAGAAUUAUAAAAGAAAUUCCUUCACCAAUUAGAAAAACAGAACAGAUGGUAAAAUUUUUCCCUCCAAAAGGAAGUUUCUUUGUCUCACAUGGUAUAAAAGACAGAGGGCUUGAAAAUUGGUCUGGGUAGUGCAAAAUGCUGCAUCUCACCAGUUACAGAGGAGAGAGAGAGACAUGGAGGCCAGUUACAUCAAUGGGGGCAAUGCUCUAUUCUGUAUAGCACUAUGCUAAUCUCUGAUGGAUAAUCUUUGAUUAAAUAAUUUCAUUUGACCCUG